GUAUAAAAUCAGAGACCCAAAUCACCCACGGCAGCCGCCGACCCGCCGUCGCGCGCUUCCUUCUCUCUUCUUGCCCCGCCGCCUCCCUCCCCAAACACGCCGCCGGGAUGAGCUGGCGUGACCACCAUCAGAGGCCGCACCACGGCCAAGGAUACAAUCCCCGCGCCCCCGCCGCGCAGUGGCAUGGCGCCGCCUCGACGUCCGCCCCGGCCCCCGGCCACGGCGCGGCGGCACAGGGGAUGAACCCCUACGGCUUUGCUCCCAACACUCAGUACGCGCCGAACCCCUUCCACACCGCGGUCAACCACCUCCUCUUCCAGAACCCCGCCGCCCUCGCCGCCUUCCACCAACUCCAGCAGCAGCAGCCGCAGCACCUCCCCUCCCACGCCUACCACCAAAACCCUACCCCUAACAUCCAGCACCGCGCGCCCAACCCCGCCGCCGCUUCCUCACCCGCGCCGCCCCUUCCCCAGCCUCAGCAGCAGCAGCCACAGCAGCCGCGCAACCAACAGGUAAUGCUCGGGAGGGCGCAUGCGGCGGCGAGGAAGGCGCGGGACGAGCUCGUGAAUAGCGGGGAGGGCGUCACGGGGUGGAAGGUGGCGCAGGCGGUGCUGGUGGCGCUCAAGGUCGACUCGUGGGGCUCCCUCGGCGUCCAGCUCCACGACGUGCCCCUCCUGCGCGACAUCUUUCUCAUCGAGAGCAAGGUGAACACAUUCAUCCAUUGCUAUGUUGCUGCAAGAAAAAUUGUAACAGUUUAUGAUCUGGAGGUUGAAAUAUGCAAGACUGAGGGGGUUGGGCAGUUUGAAGAGCUGGGAUUGGGGCCUUUUCUUCAGCACCCACUUGUUGCACAUUAUUUUUCAGCACCUGGUGAUUUGUCUAUGGUGCCUAAGCUUAGUAGCGAGGAGAUUAUCAAUUUCCUGCAGAAAUUUGUGGAUGAUUCUAAGAAGAAAAUCACAGUGGAAGACUUCUUGGAUCAUCUUGUGAAGCAAAAAUCAGUCUCUGGAAAGGAAAAACUUGGUGUGCGGAUACAGAGCUUGGGGUUGCAUAUUUCCUUCCUCCGACAGGCCAGGAAAACUGAGGUGGCUGCUGUUAAGCUUCUAGGCAAGAUGAGUGGAUCUGAUGAUAGCAGUCGGGGGAAGGAUUUAUCGAAAAAUACAAAUUUUCAUACAGACAAGCAGGCAUUGGACAAGAGGUUCAAUUCUAUAACCAGUCGUAUAAAGCAGUUACCAGGCAUCAAUAAACAUAUUCAUUUUGAUUCAACCGAUGAUGAAAUUGAUGGCAAUACAAGCUCCGAGGAUGAUAAACUUGAUGACAAUGAGAGUAAAAAUGGCUGUUCUAUUCUUGAUAACAUGGAUGGUGAUAAGCGUGUCAGCAGCUGCCCAUAUCCUUCAAAAACUGAAGAAAUGGAAAGGCUUGGAUUGAAAUCUGAAAUUAGUAAAAAGCCAGCUUUAGAAAAUAGCAAGUUAAAAGAGGGUGGCAAAAAUGGGAAAUCAAGACAAAAAAGGAAGUUUGAAGAAAACGGGAGUCCUAGCUCUUUGUGCAAACAGUCCAAGAAGCAGCAAAAGGUGCAAACCCAGAAGCAUGAAGCAUCACCGAAUUGCUUCCUAAGCAUAGGUAAGCUGGAGAAUUUUAUAACAACAUGGAAGGAAACAUGUCGUGAACAUCCAGUUCAACAGGUUCUGGAAAUGAUAGCAAAUUACUAUUCAAGAACACCAAAAGAAAAGAAGAUAAUAAUAAAUUUCUGCUCACAAUACCCGGGCAUUGGCCUCCUCAAUGUUGCUGUUAAAUCGAUGGGAUGUGGUCUGUUGGAUAGUAUUUACGAUGUGAUACAACUCUCUGGUGAGAAUAACAUGUCUUCAAGCCCUCUUCCUUACACCACCACUGAGGUUAUGGAAAUCGAGCCUCCGAGCAAAGAAAAUACUAAAUGUAUUGCUAAAGGAGCUACGGAUAGCAGUGAGGACAACGGGACUGGGCAUAGUGUCACCAUUGGUGAUGUCAUCAGCAGGAUUACUGAAUAUAUUGAGUCCAACAGUAAAGUGCCUGAGGAUGGAGCUUUGUGGGUGAGGAAACUUCAUGAUUGUGAAACAUGUAUAACUACUCAAUUUUCGGCCAAGCAUUUUAGUGCUCUUGGCCAUGGGACAUUCCUUGAGUUUUUGGAAAAACAUGGUCAUCAUUUCCCCCCUUCAUUGAGUAGUUUUUUGAAGAGGGGAAGUUCUGAUUCUUCGUCUCUGGAAGUUUCUGUACUGCAGCAGCAAGUUGAAGUUUUACUCUGCCAAGCUGAGAGUAAUUGGCUGGAAGACGGUGACUUUUCAGAGGAUAGUUUCUUUAUGCUUCUCAAAAGGCAAUUUCCGACAAUAAGCUUUGAUUUUGUGCAAGGCAAAUCUGGGGAAAGACUUACUGGCUAUAUUGAGAGGCAGAGAAAAAACAAACAAACAAAUAGCAUAAAGUUUUCCAUCUCUUUAUUGGAGAAACGGUGGUCUGGAAUUUCGCCAGGUAGACAUGACAAUAUUGAUGAGCUGGGGAACGGUGUUGUUCAACAAUCUCAUUAUUCUGGAACAGUUUGCUCACGAGAAGCUAUUAAUUGUUUACUGAAGGCCCCUAUGUUGUCAGAUCUGCUUCUUUGGUCACAUUGGGAUCUUCUAUUUGCUCCUUCACUGGGCUCUUUCAUACACUGGUUGCUGAAUACUGGUCCAGUUCAAGAGUUAUCAUGCAUUGUGACCACAGAUGGUAGGUUUAUCAAAGUAGAUCCCUCAGCCACGAUUGAUCAAUUUUUAGAAGCCAUUAUUCAACGUUCAUCAUUUCAAGUGGCAGUGAUACUGCUUUCCUUGCUACACAUUUAUGAUGGUUCUACUAACACCCCGAUUUCAUUGCUAAAAUGUUAUGCACAACGAGCAAUAAAUAUCAUAAUAGACAACAAUGAUUUGAUGAAUGCUAAUUCUGAAAGCAAAAUAUUUAUUCCGGAGGAACUCCAUAAUCUAAGUGCUGAACAGCGUGACUGCUCUACUCGUUUUAUUGACCGUUUUCAAGAAAGCUCUCAGGUAUCCUUUGGAAGAAGUAUUAGGUCUGAUAGCUUAUCAAACAUUGAUGGCACUGUUAAAUUGGUUGCCAAAUUUAUACUUGAUUGUCUUGGUCAUCUUCCUUCGGAAUUUCGUAGUCUUGCAGCAGAUAUACUAUUGGCAGGACUUCGAACUGUUACCAAGAGCUGCUAUUCAGUCAUGUUGCAUGAAUCCACUGAAAGUUGGCACCUCUGCAUGCUUCAUGAUAUUGGUUUGUCCCUUGGAGUUGCGGAGUGGGUUGAAGAUUGCCGUAGGUUGUGUUUAACUGAAGUUCAUGCGAAGGCAGAAAUGCAUUCUUCUGCAAAGCAUACAUCUGAAGGAGCUAGACAUGAAAACUCUAACAUGCUUAUUUCUAAUGACGUUGAUACGAUGGAUGGGAGAAGAAAAUCAUUUGCUGGUACAAAUAACCAUGUUGUUGCUAUAGAUAAUAAAGACCAUAAGGUGUUAAACCCUGUUGGAACCAGGGCAGAUAUUACAGAAUUACAUACUAACAGCUCAUCCGUGAUGGGAGAAAUGAAUCUUGAACAAGCAACUCUUGUUAUUGAGACUAUACGUCGUGAAGAGUUUGGUUUGGAUGAGGCACUAAGUAACACUGGUAAUAGCUUGUUGAAGAAGCAGCAUGCUCGACUUGGAAGAGCAUUGCAUUGUCUUUCACAAGAACUAUAUUCCCAGGAUUCUCACCUACUUCUUGAGCUAGUACAGAAUGCUGAUGACAAUACGUAUCUUGAGGGUGUUGAACCAACAUUAGCAUUCAUUCUUCAGGAGAAUGGUAUUGUUGUUUUAAACAAUGAGAGGGGCUUCGCUGCUGAAAACAUUAGAGCACUUUGUGAUAUUGGUAACUCAACAAAGAAAGGAUCAAACAGGGGUUAUAUUGGAAAUAAAGGCAUUGGAUUUAAAUCAGUUUUUCGGGUAACUGAUGCUCCAGAGAUCCAUUCAAAUGGUUUCCAUGUGAAAUUUGACAUUACGGAAGGCCAGAUUGGUUUUGUAUUGCCAACUGCAGUUCCACCUUAUGCUACUAGUUCAUUUAGUAGCAUGUUGUCCUUUGAAGAUGAGUCCUUGUUGAACACUUGCGUUGUACUUCCCUUCAGAUCAAAAUUUAGGGAGGGCACUGGUAUGUGCUCCAUUGUAUCCAUGUUUUCAGAUCUCCACCCAUCUCUACUCCUAUUUCUUCACCGACUAAAAUGCAUCAAGUUUAUGAAUAUGCUUAAUGAUACACUGCUGGUUAUGAGAAGGGAGGCUCUUGGCGAUGGCAUUGUGAGAAUCUCACAUGGGAAUGAGAUCAUGAGUUGGCUGGUAGUCAGUAAGAAGUUACAGGGUACAAUUGUACGACAUGAUGUGUGCACUACAGAGAUAGCUGUUGCAUUUACUUUACAGGAGACUGAGAGGGGAGAGUAUGAGCCUUUCUUGAAGCAACAGCCGGUGUUUGCUUUUCUUCCUCUGAGGAAUUACGGUCUUAAAUUCAUUCUUCAAGGAGAUUUUGUUUUACCUUCUUCCAGAGAGGAAGUGGAUGCAGAUAGUGCAUGGAAUCAGUGGUUGUUGUCUGAAUUCCCUUCUUUGUUUGUCAGUGCCCAAGAAUCCCUUUGUGCUCUUCCCUGCUUCCAGAGGUACCCUGGAAAGGCUGUCACAGCCUUCCUGAGUUUUAUUCCUCUAGUGGGAGAAGUUCAUGGAUUCUUCAGUCAGCUCCCUCACUUGAUCCUUUCCAAGUUGCGUCAGACCCGCUGCUUGUUUCUGGAUGGCUCUAGUUUGCAAUGGGUCUACCCAUGCAAUACACUUAGGGGUUGGGACGAACAGACUAAAAUGCUACUGUCUGAUGGCUUACUUCAUGAACAUCUUGGUCUUGGGUACCUCUCGAAAGAUAUUUUGAUAUCUGAUAAAUUAUCAAGGGCCUUAGGUAUUUAUGAUUACGGACCAAACAUUUUGAUGGAUACCAUCUCAUCUAUUUGCCGAACUGAUGGUUGUAUUGAGUCACUGGGCCUGGAAUGGCUAUGUGCUUGGUUCGUUACCCUUUAUUCGACGUUGCUGUCUCAUUCAUUUAGAAAUGUUUCCUUAACAAGAAGCCUCGAAGAUGAUCUUUUAAGUACACUUAGGAAAAUACCAUGCAUCCCACUUUCAGAUGGUUCAUUUAGUUCUGUUGCAGAUGGCCCUAUAUGGUUGCCAUAUGAUAUUGUCAAUUCCAUACCUGAACACAGAAGUAGCAUUCAGAAUUUUCAGGUUCUUUAUAGUAACCUUCGAACUGUAAGUACUCAUCUUCUCUCUGCAUCCUGCAAAAAUAAAUACCUCAUGGAGGAGGUCAGAACAAACGAUCUGAUAGACAUUCUGCUAAAAAUCGGGGUGAGGAAAUUGUCUGGGCAUGACAUUAUUAAAAAUCACAUCAUGGCAUCCUUGUGUAAUGGCAUAGAUGCUAAUGUGGCUGAUAAAAUGAUGAUAGAGUAUGUGAGCUUUAUUAUGCUUCAUCUUCAGUCUUCUUGUACAAGCUGUAACUUUGAAAAGGAAGAUAUAGUGUCAGAACUACAGAAGAGGCCUAUUUUCCUUACAAACCAUGGAUACAAGUGCCCAGCUGAUGAGCCGAUUCACUUCAGUAAAGAUUACGGAAAUUCUGUGGAUGUGGGUAGGCUACUUCAGAAUUUAGAAAUUAAUUGGAUUGAACUUGAUAGUAGGUAUUUGAUGAAUCAUGGUUCAGAUCCGUUAUUUGAACUGAAAAAAUGGAGGCGAUUUUUUGAGGAGAUCGGUGUGACUGAUUUUGUGCAGGUUGUGAAACUUGAGAAAAAUGUACCCCAAGUUGAUUCCUUUCUAGCAGGAAGUCAUUCUCAAGGUGAUAUUUCUGCAACACCCUGUACUGUAUAUGACUGGGAGUCGCCAGAAUUGGCUAGUAUUUUAUCAGUUUUUUCUUCAAAAAGAUGCCGGGAAAAUUGUAUAUAUCUUCUGGAGGUUCUUGACAAAUUCUGGGAUGAUUGUUAUAGUGCAAAAGCUAGGAGUCUCACAAGUGCGACACAUUGUGGUGAAAACAGAACAGUCGAAUCAUCCUUUUUGAAGUGUAUCCGAAGCUUCAAAUGGAUAGCAUCAAGUAUAGAUGAGGAUCUUCAUUAUGCAACAGAUUUAUUCUAUGAUUCUGAAAAUAUGCGCUCUCUUCUUGGUAGGGUGGCCCCAUAUGCUGUACCGCAGGUAUCUAGCAGUUCACUUAGGAAGGACAUUGGAUUAAAAACAGAGGUAUCCUACUGUGAUGCUUUGAUGGUCCUGAAGUCUUGGAUAACAUCACAGGUUCCUUUUAGUGCAAGUAUGAACCAGAUGUGCAAAUUCUAUACCUUUCUAUCAGAAGGUGCGGCUGACUCAAAGAUUGACAUUAAACGGGAGUUCCUGUCAUGCUCCUCUAUAUUUACACCAUUACAACGCCCUCGAUCUUGUGAGGUUGUUCCUGGGAAUUUUUUUCCACCAGAAGAUCUCUAUUGGCAUGACCCAACAAGAUGUUCUGAAAUGACAGAGGAACUCAUUUCAAUGAAAAACGGAAGCAUGUUCCCAAGAAGAAUGCUGUCCACAGCCUAUCCAAGCCUUUGCGAAUUCUUUACUGAAGCGUGUGGUGUACCAAAAGUCCCAUCAACAUCCAAUUAUGUUGAGAUACUGUUACGCCUAUCAAAUGUUGCAUUGCCUUCUCAAGCAGCCAAUCAUGUCUUCCGUGUAUUUGUGAGAUGGGCUAAUGAUCUACAUUCUGAAAGUGACAAGAUGAAUGAUAUAUUGUACUUGAAAGAAUCUCUUAAAAAAUUGGAGACAACAAUAUUGCCCACCUCGGUUGAUAAAUGGGUCUCUCUACAUCCUUCUUUUGGCCUUGUUUGCUGGGUAGAUGAUGAUGAGUUGAAGCAGCAAUUUAAAACUUCUAGUGAUGUUGAUUUCAUACAAUUUGGUGACCUUUCUCCUGAGGAUAAGCAAAUGCUGUACGGAAAAGUUGCUGCUUUGAUGAAAAGUUUAGGUAUCCCAGCACUUUCUAAGGUUGUGUAUCGCGAAGCAAUAUUUUAUGGUACAACAGACAACAGAGAAAAGGCUGCUUUAAUUUAUUGGCUUUUGCCAUAUAUUCAACGGUACAUCUAUAAGAUGCAUAGAGAUGCAUAUAUGAACUUCCAGCAAAAUGAGAUCAUGAAGCUUAGCAAUCUGCAAGUUAUUGUUGUUGAUAAGUUAUUCCACAAGUAUGUGAUAAGAGGACUUGAUAGUUCUUCUAAGAAAAGAUUCAAAUGCCAUUGUCUUUUGCAGGGAAAUACUCUAUACGCUACACAGGACUCUGAUUCACAUUCAGUGUUUUUGGAACUUUCUAGAAUUUUCUUUGAUGGAUCUCCUGAUCUGCAUUUUGCAAAUUUUCUGCACAUGAUCAAAACCAUGGCGGAAUCUGGCACCUCUGCUGAGCAAAUAGAGUCUUUUAUCGUUAAUAAUCAGAAUGUGCCUGAGUUGCCUGCGCAUGAAGCUCUUUGGUCCUUUUCUUCCUUGUCUGCAGCCAACCAAGGUGUUGAUCCAGAAGGGGUUGAACUCGUACCUGCGUUUGAAUUCAAUGUUCCCAAUCAUCAGAGGGCACCAGGAAUUGUUUCAAGUUGGCCACCUAAUAAUUGGAAAACAGCACCAGACUUCAGAACAUCUCACAGAAGCCAUCAUUCAUGCAGGCAAGAGGCAAAGGUGAAUGAUGCUGGACCUUUGUCAGACUUAACCAUGCCUGCUGAGUCUGGACAUGUAGAGGACACUUUGGUUCCUAUUGAUCUUGAAGGGAAUUGGAUUAUAGAAGAGAAUAUAAGGACAGAAAAUGCAUUCCAUGCAGAUAUUUCAGCGGCAGUCCUCCAUGAACCUCAGAUGGUGAUGCCUGUUGAACCUUCCAAUGCACCUGCUUAUUUGGACUUGGAGACUGGAAGUUCAAGCGGAACUGUUAAUGUUGAGCUAACAAACUUCAAUGAGAAAGUGGCCAAUGUUGCAGAAGAGAGGGAGAGGUUCUGUAUCGGGCCCACGGAUGCCAGCCAGUUAAGAACUGGCAGGCUUGGUGAAGCUCUAGUCCACAAAUAUUUUGCCGAGCAGCUAGGAUCCAACAAUGUCAGGUGGGUGAAUGAAGAAAGUGAAACCGGACUGCCUUAUGAUAUUGUUAUCACGCGCAAAAAGGACUCGGAAUAUGUGGAGGUGAAGGCAACUGUAUCUUCAAAAAAAGAUUGGUUCUACGUCACAUCGAGGGAAUGGCAGUUUGCAUUGGAGAAAGGGGAUUCAUUCAGCAUUGCCCGUGUUAUUCUGUCGGGUACAAAGCAAGCAAGUAUUGAAAUGUUGAAAAAUCCUUACAAGCUCUAUCAGCAGAAAGCAUUGCGGCUUGCUCUCUUGAUAUCCAGGUAACAUAUAAGCUCAUCAGCAGCAACGUAGACCAAAUGCCACUUUUACUGCAACCAGCACUGAUGACCUUGUUCCGAUUGAAAUGAUUGUUCUGAAUGGACUGAAUCUGCCUGCAUCUUUGAUCAAGUGUUUUGUCUGUUUUUGAAGAGUGAUGAGGUGGUUCUUAGUAGAUAUCAGCAUACCGUUCAGUCUGUCUAUAGUAGGCUACCCUUUUCUACAUGCUAACCUGAGGAAUGUUCUCCAUUGAUGGCUCUCGAACAUGUCACGUGUGACGCCUUGUCUGCAACUAUGCAUCUGAUUUGUAAUCAGUUCUCGAAUUUGGUGCAUAAUGUAUCCGAUUUUCUUCUUGCAUUUUCCUUCGGUAGAUUGUUUUUCCUGGGACCAUGUUCCCUAGGUAGAUGGUAGCUGAAGGUGAAAUUGUACAGAAAUGUAUGUAAUUUUAUGUUACCAUGCGCUAUUAACUAAUAGUAAUACCAGGAUGGUUCACAAUACCAAAUA
Molecule: messenger RNA, 8897 nt
Organism: Phragmites australis (common reed)
Lineage: Eukaryota; Viridiplantae; Streptophyta; Magnoliopsida; Poales; Poaceae
Product: protein NO VEIN
Exons: 13
Coding region: 108-8402 (2764 amino acids)
Biological process (GO): embryo development ending in seed dormancy; root development; leaf vascular tissue pattern formation
Cellular component (GO): nucleus
Source: RefSeq, a predicted model, not a curated record